AUGGUCGCAGAAUCAACUAUAGCAGAACUAGAACAGCCAUGGGACCGGGACCAUCUCGUGGAAGUUCGCACUGGCAAAGCAAAGUCCGUGUUCGGCCUGCCAGUUCAAUCUGCCAUUUUUAAAUCGAUUCGAUAUGGCCCGGUGGCAGUUAAUCGGCUCGGCUGCUCGGGUGAUGAACAUGUUUAUGAAUUCCAUGGGGGCCCAGACAAAGCACUCCUCCAGUAUUGCACCCAACACUAUGAUACUUGGACCACAGAGCUGCCAGCAAACGCCCAUUUAUUUCAUAAUGGUGGAUUUGGCGAAAACCUAGUGGCUCGCACAGCAAAUGAGCGCAAUACCUGCAUUGGAGAUAUUAUUCGAAUCGGACCGGAUGUGAUCGCGCAGGUAAGCCUGCCACGGCAACCAUGCUUUAAACUCAACCAUCGUUUCCAAGAGAAGAAUAUGUCCAGAAUGGCACAAGAAAAAUUUCGAACAGGUUGGUACUACCGUAUAAUUCAAGAGGGAUUGAUCCAUGCGGGCGACGAAAUUGUACUUCUGGAGCGUCCGAAUCCGCGGUGGACAGUAGCUCGUGUACAACACUACCUGUACAUCGAGAAAGAAAAUUUCGACGUUAUGAAAGAACUGGCUGCACUCAGCGAGCUUGGUGGUGAGAGCCGUAACAUUUUCAAGAAUCGUCUCAAAAAGAUUUUCGAAAACCAAGAGCAACGGCUUCUCGGGGAUAGCGCUAUGGCGCUUGACAUGUGGGCCGAGUAUCGGCUGCUCAAAAAGACGAAGGAAACCCCAACAGUGGCUUCAUUUAUCUUCGAGGCAGUAAAGCCAAAGCAAUCCCCAGAGGAGGUACAGCCAGGCACACACGUACGUGUGAAGCUGGGUGGCAGACUUAUUCGGGCUUAUUCGGUCGUUGCUGGAGACCAAAAUCGAUUCACCUUGGGUGUGGCUCUAGAUCGGAAAUCAACUCGAGGUGGCUCGCUAUAUUUGCAUGAUAGUGUCCAAGAGGGCCAUUUGGUUACGAUCAGUAAAUUAACAGUCACAUUCCCUUUGGUAGAGAAAGCGGAUCGUCAUAUUCUCAUCGCCGGAGGAAUCGGAAUUACCGGCUUGCUUGCAUCGGCCCGGGAGUUGCAACGGCAAGGCAUGGAUUACCAUCUUCACUACGUGGUUCGAUACCCAGAAGAGGUCGCUUUUGAGUCCUAUAUGAAAGAACUGGGGCUGAAGAUAUCCGUAUACUGCAAGAAAACUGGAACUCCGUUUGACGUGUUGAAUACUUUGCAGGGUACUGGUAGCAUCGCCCAUGUAUACUGCUGUGCUGGAGAGCGCCUCAUGGAUGCUGUGCAAUCUACUGCGAUCAAUCUGGGCUUUCCGACUGAGAAUGUCCAUUUUGAGUCGUUCCAGGCAAGUACUACGGGUGAUCCCUUUACGGCGGAGCUGGCUGAAUCAAAGCAAGAAGUGGAAGUGGGCGCUGGCGAUAGUCUACUUAACACGCUUCGAUCUGCUGGAUUUGAAAUUCCAUCCACCUGCGAAGCUGGUAACUGUGGCACUUGCCGUGUGGGUGUCCGUAGCGGCCGGGUUGAACAUCGAGGGACUGGACUACUUGAGAAUGAGAAAGAUAGCAUCAUGUUGAGUUGCGUGUCUCGAGGAAUUGGGCGAAUUGUACUUGAUCUCUAG
Messenger RNA from Penicillium macrosclerotiorum, 1662 nucleotides. RefSeq lists its product as uncharacterized. The record is from RefSeq and is a predicted model, not a curated record. Lineage: Eukaryota; Fungi; Ascomycota; Eurotiomycetes; Eurotiales; Aspergillaceae. Gene Ontology annotation, molecular function: molybdenum ion binding; 2 iron, 2 sulfur cluster binding; pyridoxal phosphate binding. The coding region runs from base 1 to 1662 and encodes 553 amino acids. The transcript has a single exon.